Aaosphaeria arxii CBS 175.79 is the source of this 2691-nucleotide messenger RNA. RefSeq lists its product as uncharacterized. The record is from RefSeq and is a predicted model, not a curated record. The transcript is spliced from 4 exons. Gene Ontology annotation, molecular function: transcription cis-regulatory region binding; zinc ion binding; DNA-binding transcription factor activity, RNA polymerase II-specific. Gene Ontology annotation, cellular component: nucleus. Lineage: Eukaryota; Fungi; Ascomycota; Dothideomycetes; Pleosporales. Gene Ontology annotation, biological process: regulation of DNA-templated transcription; DNA-templated transcription. The coding region runs from base 493 to 2691 and encodes 732 amino acids.
UUCACGGUAUGAACUCCAUACGAAUGAUUUGUUUGGAUCUUAAAGGGGGUUUCGCCUUCCAGUGUUGCUGCAGUCCAGCACUCGCUCUCUGUUGCUGCUGUUGCUGCUGCCGUCUGCCAUUACAUGCAGUAGGGUGAGCAAUAGCAAUUGGACAACCCCGAAUACGAUCGCUAGCCGAAGCCAACGAAGAGGACGACGACGAGAACGACGACAAUAACGAUUACUGGCCUCGGGAAACGAGUCUGAGCCUGGGCGUGGGUGGUGACUGGUCGCGCGAACGCAUCGCAUUACGUCUUUUUCCCGCAGAGCAAAAAUUUCGGACAGCAGGUCGUGGUUGUCGUUCGUUCAUAAAAGGCUACUCACCCUUCAGGUUUGGCGUGAGCCGAUCGGACUUCAGCGCGUGCCCGCCCCGCCAGCCUCCAUCGCUGCCCACCUGAGCUCUCCCAGCGAUAUCGGUGCAGCAACAAGGGCUCAGGAUUCACUUGCGCAGAAAUGCUGUCCAUGUCCCCGACCACGCCCGGCACGCAAGGAGCUCAACAGCUCAGCUAUGCGAACAGCCCUGCCAGUGGUCGGCCCAAUGCGUUCAAGAGACCAGCGUCGAGCGACGACGAGGCCGACGUUGGUGACAAUGGCCGUCAACCCUCGAGCAGGAAGAACACCGCCGUGAAGCGCGCCUGCAAUGAGUGUCGGCAACAGAAGCUCAAGUGCAACGUCCAGCAAGAUCCUUUUAAGAGCUGCGAUAGGUGUUUGAAACAGCGCCUGCGAUGCGUCAUCGAGCCCAACUUCAAACGUGUGGGCAAGCGGAAUAGGAACGCCGAGAUGGAAAGGGAGAUGGAAGAUUUGCGGGAACGAUUGGCAUUCUAUGAAGGCAAAGGCGCUGCAGCCGGCAUCCCCAUCCAGUCGCAACAGCAGCAAACUACCCUGAAUCCACCACCGGAAAACCAUACAUUUGGCACGGGAUCAAUACACACGGAGGAAGACAAUGCGUUCCUUCAAUCGCAACAGGAAGCCGUGGCGACGUCGCUGCUGGACUUGCGCAGCGGAUCUCCAAUGUUCCACUCAUUAGGCGAAGUGAGACUUGCACCCGCGCAGGUUAACGAGCUAUUCGCCGAAUUCUUCCAGAACUAUCACACAUUUCUACCAUUCCUCGAUCCCGUCCGGUCGCCGGACGAAGUACAUUCUCAGGAUUCAAGACUUCUCUUCUGGGCAAUUAUCAGUGUCGCAGCCCGUCAUUACGGCGCGGAUGAUAAUUUGUUAAGCCGGCUCAAAGAACCGCUUACGGAUUUGAUUUGGGAAGCGAUCAAGAAGUCCCCGAAUCAUCAUGUGGUCAAGGCAUUAUGUCUAUUGUGCACAUGGCCCCUUCCAGCGAGGACGACAGUUAACGACCCAACGUUUAUGCUUUGCGGAGUGAUGAUGCAGAUCGCAAUGCAGAUCGGCCUGCACCAACCGACACAUCCACAAGAUUUCUCGAGGACAAAAGUUCGGCUACGAGAAGAAGACAUCCAUGAUCGGUUACGGACUUGGGCGGUUUGCAACAUUGUAGCGCAGACAGUAUCUACUGGCAAUGGACAGCCGUCAAUAACGCUUUACGACUCGACAUUGGAGUUCAGGAUGGAUGACGAAGAACAUAUGAGAAUCAUUCCUCCGGAUCUGUUCGUCCGGUUGCGCCAGGAAAUGGCGGCUAGCCGUAUCAACAGGCUGUUGUAUUCAGCCACGAGCCACCGGUUCUCAGAAGGUGCUGCUGCUACUUACAUGAACUUAGAAGCAGACCGACUCAAAGAAGAACGUGGUGUGUUAGAUGGUGUAAACAAGGGUAAAACAGAACUAGAGGAGCUCCACCAUAGCGCCGUAUUCCUUCAUUUGCAUCUUUACUCAUUCUUCAAUACGGAACAACGGCUGGAGAAGCGAGACGAUCUUGUCGCCCUAUACUUUGCGGCUACCAGCUUCUUAGAGCGCGCGUUCGAAUUACAAGACAAGGACACACUCAAGUUCGUGCCUUACUACAUCAUGCAGAUGGCUCUGGCCGCCGGAUUUGCCCUGUUGAAAUUGCUGAAUUCGGACUUUGCCAGCCGUUUACCAUUCGAACAAGGACGCAAUUUCGUCUCACGAACUGUGGUCGCAAUGCGUAAAUCCAAAGUUAUGACUAACGAUCUGCUGGACCGAUUGGCUGAAGUCCUGGCACAGUUGUGGAAGGAGAGCGCCCGCGGCCGUAGCGUACACAGCAUGUCGCAAUCACCUUUGGUCAGCAACCCAGGCAUGGCAACGAUGUUCAGUACUACCGGAGAAACGAACACCCAAGGACAGCGUCGCGAAAGCAGUGGUAUGCUUGAGGACCCACUCGGCCUUAUUAUUCGUAGCCGCAUGAGUCUGAGCGUGGUAUUCGACUGUGUCUGGCGAUGGCGCGAAUCACAAGUCAGCGGUGCCUCUGAACAACUUGACUCGACUGUUGCCAACAAUCCCACGAACCCCGACAGUUCGAGCAAUUCAACUCCGCCACCAGGAGCUGCAAUCGAGAAUCCUGCACAUGGAUUGCCGCAAUUCAACCCACAUCUCAAUACUCUUAGCAUGCCACUCUCUCUGCCUAAUGGACUCGCCAGUGCCAACAGUUUCGAAAUCUUUGAUCCGGUCAGUUGGAUGCUAGAGUCACAAACAGAAUGGGGAACCCAAUUCGAAAAUGGCCGCUUCUUCUGA